AUGAUAGAAAACUUCAUGAACGCCCAAUUUCAACGAAACAAAGAUUUUGCUAAUCAAAAUGCUCAGAUGAGUGAGCUGAUGAAACAGAUGUCGAGUAAGCUUUAUGUUAUGGCUACCCAUAACAAAAUGUUAGAAACCCAAAUUUCUCAAGUAGCCUUACAACAAGCAGUAAUAGCAGCCCCAUCUAGAGUAUUUCCUAGUCAACCUCAACCAAAUCCAAAAGGUCAUGCUAACGCUAUCACGCUACGAAGUGGGACAGAAUUAGAUGGACCAAUUGACCCAAGACUUCAAAAUCCAUCCAUGUAUCAAAACUUUGGUAAAUCAACUGAAAUGGUAACAACCGAUGAUCAACCAGAAAAACAAAAGGAUAAAGGAGAGGAAGACAAAAAUGAAGAGACCGUAGAGAAAGAAAAACUUUAUGUGCCUCUACCACCAUACAAACCACCUAUACCUUAUCCUCAAAGACUUGCUAAGUCUAAAAAUGAAGGGCAAUUUAAGAAAUUCGUAGAACUUCUAAAAUAA
Lathyrus oleraceus (garden pea) is the source of this 522-nucleotide messenger RNA. RefSeq lists its product as uncharacterized. Lineage: Eukaryota; Viridiplantae; Streptophyta; Magnoliopsida; Fabales; Fabaceae. The coding region runs from base 1 to 522 and encodes 173 amino acids. The record is from RefSeq and is a predicted model, not a curated record. The transcript has a single exon.